Molecule: messenger RNA, 1286 nt
Organism: Eucalyptus grandis
Lineage: Eukaryota; Viridiplantae; Streptophyta; Magnoliopsida; Myrtales; Myrtaceae
Product: GDSL esterase/lipase CPRD49
Exons: 6
Coding region: 213-983 (256 amino acids)
Source: RefSeq, a predicted model, not a curated record
AAUUUAAUGAAAGUUUCCGUAGUCUCUCUCUCUCUCUCUCUCUCUGUGUGAACACAACCAGCCAUCGCCACAGUCGGCGGUCGCGGAUCACGUUCCGCGUCCACAUUCUCGCCGAGAGAAUCGGUGAAUUCGCUUCAUCAUCGAACCGAAACUUUUCCGUUCGGAGGAGGAACAGAGGAGGAGCAGGAAGGCUGUGUUUCGGGAGAGGAGAGAUGGUGGGACCAGCGAGGCCUCAGUUCGUCCUGUUCGGCUCUUCCAUAGUGCAGCUCGGCUACAGCAACGGCGGCUGGGGCGCCAUCCUCUCCGACGUCUACGCUCGUAAGGCUGAUAUAGUGCUGCGAGGAUACUAUGGAUGGAACUCGCGCCGCGCCCUCCAGGUCCUCGAUCAAGUCUUUCCAAAGGAUGCAGCAGUACAGCCUUCCCUGAUAAUAGUUUAUUUUGGUGGUAACGAUUCAAUGGGGCCUCACUCAUCUGGCCUUGGUCCACAUGUACCUCUUCAUGAAUAUGUCGAAAACAUGAGAAAGAUUGGGGAGCAUCUCAAGAGUCUUUCAGAUACCACACGAAUUAUAUUUCUUAGCUGCCCUCCUGUCAACGAAGACAAAGUUCGUCAAACCUCAAGUGAGUAUUUCAGUGAGCUGGUACGCACGAAUGAGUUGUGUCAGAUGUAUUCGGAAGCAUGUUUGGAGCUCUGCAAGGAGAUUGGGGUGCCAGCUGUUGAUCUUUUCAAUGCAAUACAGAGAAGACCUGAUUGGCUCAACACAUGCUUUACGGACGGUGUCCAUUUAGCUGCUGAGGGCAGCAAGGUGGUGGUGGAGGAGAUACUGAAGGUGCUUAAGGAAGCAGAAUGGAAGCCGUCUCUGCAUUGGAAGUCCAUGCCUACCGAAUUCGCAGAGGACUCACCCUAUGAUCUGGUCGCUGCCGAUGGGAAAACAACAUUGAAUCCAUCGGAAUGGACAUUCCACAGGGCAAUCCAGUGGGAUUAGGUCGCUGAACAGUCUCAUGCAUGCUUUGCGCGAUCCAUAUUGGCAGGAGAGAUGGCAUGAGAAGGAGGAAUUGAGAAUGAUCAGUCCAGCAGUUGUUGUAGGGUACUGCACAGAUGAAGUAUGUUCCUUAUUUUUGCAAGAUUAUCUUCUUUCCAAUUAUAAGUCGUCCUGUCGACGUCCUAAGAUGAGAUUCUUUUUUAUCGAUUGACCUGAGGUGAGCGAUUAUACUAUUGUCCAAAUUUUUGGCAAUUGAAAUGUAAUAAGAGGAUUCAUUCUACAUCAGGCUGCUCUUAGGAGGAGACA